AUGAAACCCUUGAUCCAGAAAUACCUGACUUCUUUUGAAGACGAAAGAAGAAUCUUGAUCUUAACAAGCAGGGUAGCACAAAAAAGUUAUGGCACUGAAAAAAGAUUCUUGUGUCCACCACCUUCUACUAUAUUUUCAGGUGCUUCUUGGCAUACAAACUCUCCUUCUUCUGCAAAACCAUUGUCUCCUAAUGUGGUAGUACAUAUCUCAGGUGAAAAGACCAGUCAAAACGGUAUGAUUGAAUGGCAAAAUAACGAGAACCACAAUGUUCCAUUCGUGGGUGAUACAGUCGCAGCAGGCGUGACGGGAUAUUGUGUAUCUAAACAUUUACAUAUCAAUGAUGCUGACGAAAAACGAAAGCGUGUUGAAGUAUUGGUCAAAGUGAGUUUAGGAAACAGUGUCCAAUUAGGUACAUUUGCUUCAAAAGGCAUUAAGGUCAUCAGUAAACCAUCAAAGAAGCGUCAAAGUGUGAAGAAUAUGGAGCUCUGUAUUCAUCAUGGUACGACGAUUUCUUUGUUUAAUCGUAUUCGAUCACAAACAGUGUCAACCAAAUACUUGGGUGUCUCUGCCGGUGACAAUGCUGGAGGCACUUGCUUUGUAGCCAGAACAGGCUCUUGGGAUCCUUUUGUUAUCUGGAUUGUGGAUACAACACGCUCACCUGAUAGCCAGCCUCAACCAUUAUUUCAUCAUCCUGACAAUCCACAUUUCCCUGCUCCUCCUGCUAUUGCACUCCAGACAGCCACAGGUCAAGCACCUAUUGCACUUCAUUACAAUCAAGCCAUUGUACUUCAAUGUGUCAAUACGGGCCUCGUAAGUCCAGUGAUGGUGAUUCGUAAAGUAGACAAGGGUAGUAUGAUUAUGGGCGGUAACCGUGUCGAAGAUCUCUCGGGUCCUACUGGUGGCGAAUGUGGCGAUGAAGCCUUAGGUGAUCCUGUUUCCCAACUUCAUAAAGUGGCUUUCCAGAUCGUACAAGAUCCUUCCAUUGCACACAACAACAAGUUAAACUAUCACCAACAACCAUCUCAUAUGAUGCAAGAAUGGCAAUUACCUCAAACCCACCAAGCCGUGACUUAUUUGGCCUGUCUGGAUAAUGUGGUCGGUAUGCAUAAGACAACUACGGAACGUGCCUUUGUGCUAUCACGCAAGCCACUUAUGUCAUCCAUGCUUAAAAAUACCAGCAAUCGUCGUCGAGUGAACUCAUUGAAUGAUAAUCUACUUCAGAAACAAGAACACAAUGGCGCUGGCCGUCGUAGCAGCGUAUCCUCUGAUCGCCGCAGUAGUAUUGGUUCUGACCAUGGAUACUAUCAACAUCAAUUAAAUAAUGGUGCCUGCUGGACAGAAGAUGUGUCUGAUGCGUCUGUUUGGACUAUUGUUGGUACUGACUGUGCAAGUUAUAAGUUUUGGGCACCUCCUGCCAUCAUGGAUUUGAAUUCACCUUUCUCUGAAAAUGUAACCAAUCCUAAUCCCAUCACACCUUUCCCUACGCUUACCACAAGUCAUUCUAACCUGGUUCAUAAUAAGCAACAACAAAUGCUUCAUUUAAACGGUGAGAACUUUACAAGAGAUAUUGCUGUCUGGUUUGGUGAUAUCAAGUCUUCACGUACUGAUUAUAAAUCAAGAGAUGUGAUAAGCUGUGUGGUCCCUAAUGUGCAAGAAAUGAUGGAUAGUUCGACAUCAAUAUUGAAUCAUGAAACACAACAACACAAGAUUCCAAUCUUAUUCGUUCGUGGUGAUGGCAUCGUAUAUAAUACAGAUAUGUUUUAUAUUUUCUAG
Gilbertella persicaria is the source of this 1773-nucleotide messenger RNA. RefSeq names its product beta-trefoil DNA-binding domain-containing protein. Gene Ontology annotation, molecular function: RNA polymerase II cis-regulatory region sequence-specific DNA binding; DNA-binding transcription activator activity, RNA polymerase II-specific. NCBI's taxonomy places the organism in Eukaryota, Fungi, Mucoromycota, Mucoromycetes, Mucorales, Choanephoraceae. Gene Ontology annotation, biological process: regulation of transcription by RNA polymerase II. The record is from RefSeq and is a predicted model, not a curated record. Gene Ontology annotation, cellular component: nucleus. The coding region runs from base 1 to 1773 and encodes 590 amino acids. The transcript is spliced from 4 exons.